AUGGGACCCCAUCCUAGGUUCUGUCUAUUGCUCAUUGAUGUCAUCGUCACUAUUACCAUCACCGUCACAAUCGCCGUUACCGACAUCGUUAUCGUCACCAUUAUCACCACUGUUACCCACAUCAUUACUAUCACCGUCAUCGUUACUCUUAUCGUCACCAUCACCGUUACCUUUACCGUAAUUGUUAUCGUCAUCAUUGUUACCAUUACUGUCACCGUUACCGUUACCGUCAUCGUUACUGUUAUUGAUACUGUUACUAUUAUUGCAACAGUUACUCUCACCGUCACCGCCGUUACAGUUAUCGUUACUGUUACCAUUACCAUUACCGUCACCAUAAUCGUUAUAGUGAUAGUUACUGUUACCAUUAUCGUCAUCGUAACCGUUACCAUCACCAUCAUUGUGACCAUUACCGUCACCGUCACCGUUACCAUCACCAUCACCUUUAUUGUAACACCUAUUACCGUUAUCGUAACCGUUAUCAUUACCAUUACCGUCACUGUUACCGUGAUCAUUUCCAACACUAUUAGCGUUACCGUUACCAUUACUGUUACCAUCACCGUUACCGUGAUCGUUACCGUUACCAUCUCUGUUAUCGUCACCAUUACCGUCACCGUACCAUCACCGUCACCGUUAUCGUUAUCGUCAACUUACCGUCACCGUUACUGUGACCAUGACCGUUACCAUUACCUUCACUAUCACCGUUACAGUUAUCAUGACAAUUAUCGUCAACAUCACCAUUACCAUCAUUGUUAUCGUCACCAUUACCGUUACCGUCACCAUGAGCGUUACUGUUACCGUUACCAUUUCACCAUUACUGUUACCGUCACCAUUAUCGUCACCAUCACCAUUACAGUUACCUUUACCGUCACUGUCAUAGUCACCAUCAUAGUCACCAAUACCAUUACCAUCACCGUUAUCGUUACUAUCACCGUUACCGUCACUAUUAUCGUCAAUGUCACCGUUUCCAUUACCGUCACCUUUACCCUUACCAUUACCAUGACUGUUAUCAAUACCAUCAUCAUUACCAUUACCGUCACUGUUACCCUUAUCGUCAUCGUUAUCGUUAUCGUUACCGUUACCCUUACGGUUACCGUUCGUAAUACUGUUAUCUUCACUUAUAUCAUGACCGUUGCCGUCACCGUCACCGUAACUGUUACCAUAACCGUCACCGUCACCGUUACCAUUACCGUUAUCGUGACCGUCCCCGUUACCGUUACCAUCACUGUUACCAUUACCGUUACUGUGAUCGUCACUGUUACCGUCACCAUCACAGUCACCAUUAUUGUUAUUAUCACCGUUAUCGUUAUUAUCAUCGUUACUAUUACUAUCACCGUUAUCGUCACUAUUACUCUCAACGUCACUAUUAUUGUUACCAUUACCGUCACCGUUAUCAUUACCAACACCAUUAUUGUUAUCGUUACCAUAUCCAUUACUGUUACCGUCUUCGAUACUGUUUUCGUCACCGUUACCGUCACCAUAAUUGUCACCAUUACCGUUACCGUCACUGUGAUUGUCACCUUUACCGUUACCGUUACUGCCACCAUCAUAGUCACCAUUACCAUCACCGAUACCAUUACUGUCACUGUUACCGUUACUAUUACUGUUACCGUUACUAACACCAUUAUCAUCACUAUUGCUAUCAACGUCACCAUUACCAUUACCAUCACCGUCACCGUCACUGUUACUAUUUCCAUCACCGUCGCCAUUACUGUUACCAUCACCGUUAUCGUUACUGUCACCAUUAUCAUUACCAACAUUGUUAUUGUUAUCGUUAUCAUUACCAUUACUGUUACAGUCUUGGAUACAAUUAUCGUCAAUGUUACCAUUACUGUUACAAUCUUUGAUACUAUUAUUGCCACGGUUACCAUGACCGUUACUAUCACCAUCACUGUAACUGUUACUGUAACCAUUACUAUCACCCUCACCAUUACAAUUACCGUUAUUAUCAUCGUUAUCAUCACCGUUACCGUUACUAUCACUAUUACUCUCAACGUCACUAUUACUGUUACCAUCAUCGUUACCAUUACCGUCACCGUUAUCAUUACCAACACCAUUAUCGUUAUCGUUACCAUAUCCAUUACUAUUACCGUCACUGUAAUUGUCACCAUUACUGUUACCGUUACCGCUACCGUCAUUGUGACCGUCACCUUUACCGUUACCGUUACUAUCGCCAUCAUAGUCACCAUUACCAUUGCCAUCACUGAUACCGUUACUUUAACCGUUACCAUCACUGUUACCGUUACUAUUACCGUUACUAGCACCAUUAUCAUCACUAUUACUAUCAACAUCACCAUUACCGUUACCGUCACCGUCACCGUUACUGUUACCAUCACCGUUGCCGUUACUGUUACCAUCACCGUUAACGUUAUCGUCACCAUUAUCAUUACAAACACUGUUAAUGUUAUCGUUAUCAUUACCAUUACUGUUACCGUCUUGGAUACAAUUAUCGUCAACGUUACAAUUACUGUUACGGUCUUUGAUACUGUUAUUGCCACCGUUACUGUCACCGUCACUGUAACUGUUACCGUAACCGUUACUAUCACCCUAACCAUUACAAUUACCAUUAUUAUCACCGUCACCGUUACGAUUAUCAUUACCGUAACCAUAAUUGUUAAAGUGACCGUUACUGUGAUAGUUACCAUUAUCGUCACCGUUAUUAUAACCGUUACUGUUACCGUUACCUUUAUCGUUAUCGUAACCGUUACCUUCACCAUCACCGUUAUCGUUACCAUUACUGUCACAGUCACCAUUACCCUUACCAUCAUCAUAACCAUUAUCAUAACCGUUACUGUCAUAGUUACCAUCACCGUCACCUUUACCGUCAUCGUUUUCAUCAUCGUUAUUGUUAUCAUUACGGUUUCCUUUACCGUUAUUGUUACCGUCAUCAUUACCGUUAUUGUUACCGUAAUCGUUAACGUUAUUGUUACCAUUACCGUUACUGUUACCGUUACUGUUAUUUUUAUUGUCACUAUUACAAUUAUCGUUAUCGUAAUCAUUACCAUUACCAUUAUUGUCACCGUGAUUGUGACCGUUUCCAACACUAUUUUGGUUAACGUUACCGUUACCAUUACUAUUACCAUCACCGUCUUUGAUACUGUUUUUGCCACCGUUACCAUGACCGUUAUUGUCACCAUCAUCGUAAUUGUUACUGUAACAGUUACUAUCAUCCUCACCAUUACAAUUACCAUUAUUGUCACCAUCACCGUUAUGAUUAUAAUUACUAUAACCAUAGUUGUUAAAGUGAUCGUUACCGUGAUAGUUACUAUUAUCGUCACCGUUACUAUAACCGUUACCGUUGCCCACCGUAACCGUUACCGUCACUAUCACCUCAUUGUCACUGUUAUUCCUACCAUUACUGUCACAGUCACCAUUACCCUUUCCGUCAUCAUAAUCGUUAUUGUAACUGUUACCAUCAUAGUUACCAUCACCAUCACCUUUACCGUCAUCAUUAUGGUUUCCUUUACCGUUAUUGUUACCGACAUCAUUAUCGUUAUUCUUACCGUCAUUGUGAACGUUAUUGUUACCGUUAUCGUUACUGUUACUAUCACUGUUACUGUUACCGUUACCUCUACCAUUACCGUUAUUUUUACCGUCACCGUUACAAUUACCAUUACCAUUACCGUCACCAUUACCAUCACCGUGAUUAUGACCUUUACCGUGACCGUUUCCAACACUAUUAUCGUUACAGUUACCGUUACCAUUACUAUUACCGUCAUCAUUACGAUGAUCGUUACCGUUACCAUCUUUGUUAUCAUCACCAUUACCAUCACCGUACCAUCACCAUCACCGUUACCUUACCAUUACCGUCUCCCUUAUCGUCACCUUACUAUCACUGUACAUGUUACUGUCGUCGUCACCGUAAUCAUCACCAUUACCAUCACAGUCACCGUUAUUGUCAAUGUUACCGUCAGCGUUACGAUGACCAUUACUAUUACCGUGACCGUUAUAGUUACCUUCACCAUCACCGUUACCGUCAUCAUGACAGUUAUCAUCAACAUCACUGUUACCAUCACUAUUAUCGUCAACACCACUGUUAUCAUCACCAUUCACCACAAGAAAUAG
Molecule: messenger RNA, 4062 nt
Organism: Vitis riparia (riverbank grape)
Lineage: Eukaryota; Viridiplantae; Streptophyta; Magnoliopsida; Vitales; Vitaceae
Exons: 5
Coding region: 1-4062 (1353 amino acids)
Biological process (GO): transmembrane transport
Cellular component (GO): membrane
Molecular function (GO): transmembrane transporter activity
Source: RefSeq, a predicted model, not a curated record